This is a messenger RNA of Zophobas morio, 1124 nucleotides long. RefSeq names its product threonine--tRNA ligase 1, cytoplasmic-like. Gene Ontology annotation, biological process: threonyl-tRNA aminoacylation. The annotation marks the transcript as partial. Gene Ontology annotation, molecular function: threonine-tRNA ligase activity; ATP binding. The record is from RefSeq and is a predicted model, not a curated record. Lineage: Eukaryota; Metazoa; Arthropoda; Insecta; Coleoptera; Tenebrionidae. The transcript has 10 exons.
AUGACCUUCUCGGCUGAGCUUUAUUCUUUACCAAAUUUUAUUAAAGACAGGAUUCAAUUAUUUAAUAUUUUUAUGGAUAAAUACAAAAGGGAUUUAGAAGAAAGAGAAAAGUUAGAAAUUACUGUUACUUUGCCGGAUGGUAAAAAUAUUACUGGCUACUCAUGGAAGACAACGCCGCAAGAUAUAGCGAUCUCAAUUAGUAAAAGCUUAACGGCUAAAUGCUUAGUGGCCGAAGUUAAUGGAGAACUUUGGGAUUUAUGUCGUCCUUUAGAGGGGAGCUGCAAAAUUAAACUUUUAACUUGGGAGGAUGAAAAAGCAAAGCAAGUAUUUUUUCAUUCGUCAGCUCACGUUUUAGGUGAGGCUUUAGAACGCUGCACCGGCGGUUGUCUUUGUCACGGCCCUCCUUUGGAAGAAGGAUUUUUUUACGACAUAGAUAUUAACGGGCGUACAAUACAUAUGAGCGAUCUGUCUACUUUGGAAGAUGUGAGCUUGCGUAUUACUGCUGAAGAUCAGAAAUUUGAACGUCUCGAACUGGAAAUCGAUGUUUUACGCGAAAUGUUUAAGUAUAAUAAAUAUAAGCAGCACUUCUUAAAUAAAAUCGAGACACCUACUACCACUGUGUAUCGCUGUGGAUCACUUAUUGAUCUUUGCCGUGGUCCUCACCUUCGGUCGACGAAGGAAAUUAAGGCCUUUCUCGUUAAUAAAACCUCCGCCGUAUUUUUCGGCGGCGAUCGCAUGGCGGAGUCACUUCAGCGUGUUUAUGGCGUUGCCUUUCCAGACACAAAACUUUUAAAGGAAUGGAAGGCCCGCCAGGAGAUGGCUGCUCGUGCAGACCACCAUAGAAUUGGCAAAGACCAGGAACUUUUUUUUUUCCAUCCCUGGAGCCCUGGGGCCGCCUUUUUUCUACCAUACGGCGCUCACAUCUUUAAUAAAUUAAUUAACCAUAUGAAGUCGCAGUAUCGUCUUCGUGGGUUUAAAGAAGUUAUUACGCCGAAUGUAUUCAAUACGGAGCUCUGGGUGCAGUCUGGUCACAUGAAGCACUAUGCCGACGAUAUGUUUUUACUCGAGAAGGAUCAAAGUCUAAAGGGCUGUGCGGCUAACAGCGAUUCAGCAAACUCUCCUCA